AUGUCGAACAGUUCGGUGAGAAUUGCCAACCAGCAUUGAUGACGCUUGACCAACUAGCCCUAGUAGCGGGCACAGUUGUCGGUUCCAUUUGCGCGGUGAUAGCACUAGGCUUCUCCGCGCACACCUUUGUUCGAACUCGGUUCACAAGUCAAAGCACAGUUGCAGAAACGGAACAGCGACGCAGUAGUAAACGUUCUUCGCACUUUACUCGUGAAAAGUUCAACCUCCCAUCCACAAAUUCCUCUCAGCUGGAACUUACCGCUCCAGUACCACCACCAGAAGACACCCUCCAUCCAUGCUCUCUACGCCCCCCUUCAGUCGCCCUUACAAUUGACACGCUAGCCCAGGACGACUAUUAUCCUAUUCACACGAAAUCAAAGCACAAACGAGCUGUCUCAGUCUCAUCUCGCUUUUCGGUUCGCUCUCACUCUUACAAUAUCGGAUCUCUCGCGGACGACUUGAAUGCCAACCUCCCACUCCCGGCAUGUCACAAAGCAAUUGUAUCGGAACCUUACGAAGCAUUUGAGGACGAUGAAAUGGAGUUAAAAAUUGGGGAUUUGGUGAAUGUUUUCAAAGUCUUUGAGGAUGGUUGGGGCUGGGGUGUCAACGUAACAUCCGGCGCGAAGGGCAUCUUUCCGGUUGUUUGCUUGAGUAAUCUAUGAGCUCGCACCAAUUUCAUUCUUCUUUCUAUGGCUUGUGAAUAUGACCUAUGGAUAGCUCCUCUGUGUCGGUUGAUCACGUCAAUCGUCCGAUCAAGUCACCUAUCCAAAUGACAGCACGCUUGGCAACUAGAGGUAUUGAGUCGGCGCUGGACGCGAAACUCGAUAUGUUAUAUUUCUGUAAUAAAGUUUAGUGUAGAUUUGUGUUUAGUGUAGUGGUGGAUGAACCUAUAAUUUGUAUCUAUCGCUGUUGGUUUGCCGGAUACAGGCGGUUAUGCGAUAGUAUAUAUAAAGCAGAGUCAUGUCAGUCGGCAAACUAUCAGUCUUCAAAUCCAUACUCACAGAAAACACAUGUGUACAAGGAAAGGCCCGUAUAUCUAUACUACACUCACAACAUC
Spizellomyces punctatus DAOM BR117 is the source of this 1057-nucleotide messenger RNA. RefSeq lists its product as uncharacterized. The transcript is spliced from 2 exons. The record is from RefSeq and is a predicted model, not a curated record. The coding region runs from base 39 to 662 and encodes 207 amino acids. Gene Ontology annotation, molecular function: protein binding. NCBI's taxonomy places the organism in Eukaryota, Fungi, Chytridiomycota, Chytridiomycetes, Spizellomycetales, Spizellomycetaceae.